AUCCGGAGGGAGCCGCCUCCGUCGGCCCCCCGUGUCCGGGCAUACGCCGACAAGCAGCGCGUCGCGUCGGCGGACGAACAACAUGAUGGACCUCUUCGAGACCAACGCGUAUCUGUUCGGGGACCUGCGCUACCUGGAGGCCGACCACGGCGCCCUGCAGCAGCACCUGGGCCCGCAGGGCGUGUCCCCGCUCUACCCGGGUCACCACGGCGACCCCCUGCCGCCCCCCGGCAGCCAGCACGACCCCCUCCGCCUCCGCCACAGCGUCCCGUCCGCCGCGGGGGGCACGGAGGAGGACGAGGAGGAGGAGGACGACGACGACGACGACGACGACGACGAAGACGGCGAGGAGGGGGACGGAGGCGCCGAGAGCAGCGGCGGGGACGAGGGCCACGCCAGGGCCCCCCCGGGGCUGCGGCCCCACUGCGAGGGCCAGUGUCUGGUCUGGGCGUGCAAGACGUGCAAGAGGAAGUCGGCGCCGAGCGACCGGCGCAAGGCGGCCACGCUGCGCGAGCGGCGGCGGCUGAAGAAGAUCAACGAGGCGUUCGACGCGCUGAAGAAGAAGACGGUGGCCAACCCCAACCAGCGGCUGCCCAAGGUGGAGAUCCUGCGCAGCGCCAUCAGCUACAUCGAGAAGCUGCAGGACCUGCUGCAGACGCUGGACCGCGCCGAGGCGGGCGGGGCCGGGGGGGCGCCCGGCGCCAAGGACCACAACGUGGUGAGUGGCAGGUACCAUUGGAAGAAGUCUUCCCAGAAGUUGCAGACCUCUGCAGACCAUUCCAACGCUCCCAUGACCAAUCACAAAGCAGGUAACGAGAUGUCAAGCGCCCCCAGCCUUCUUCAUCUUUCGUCCAUUGUAAACAGCAUCUCACAGGAAGAGAAGAUACAGCUGAACCCGGAGGCCUCAGAACACUGAAACUAUUGGUCAACGCGCCGGUAUAUUCAACCAAUCGUGUCGCUUAAUUUUGAUCCAUUUCCUGGAUUGGAUGAUUAAUGUUGUUGUUUAGUAUUCCCAUUUCACUUAUUCAUUCUAGCUUUUGUUUGUUGUUUCUAUUCAUUUGAGCCGCAUAAGAUAAACAUUACUUUACCAAACAGCUCUUUCAUAGGCGCAAAUUUGAUAUGUAUAUAUUUUUUAACAAUUGAUUUUGAAAUGUCUUUUUUAUAUAAAAAAUCCCUUGAAAUUAAGGAAAUCUUGUACUUCAAUAUUUAUACAUAAAAGACAGAUAAAUAAAAAGAUUUUUCAAGACAAA
Molecule: messenger RNA, 1250 nt
Organism: Gadus macrocephalus (Pacific cod)
Lineage: Eukaryota; Metazoa; Chordata; Actinopteri; Gadiformes; Gadidae
Gene: myf6
Product: myogenic factor 6
Exons: 3
Coding region: 83-916 (277 amino acids)
Biological process (GO): regulation of transcription by RNA polymerase II; positive regulation of myoblast differentiation; muscle organ development
Molecular function (GO): DNA-binding transcription factor activity, RNA polymerase II-specific; RNA polymerase II cis-regulatory region sequence-specific DNA binding; protein dimerization activity
Source: RefSeq, a predicted model, not a curated record